This is a messenger RNA of Leptopilina heterotoma, 2362 nucleotides long. RefSeq names its product rab proteins geranylgeranyltransferase component A 1 (gene Rep). Gene Ontology annotation, cellular component: cytosol; cytoplasm; nucleus. The transcript has 10 exons. The coding region runs from base 249 to 2021 and encodes 590 amino acids. Gene Ontology annotation, biological process: vesicle-mediated transport; protein geranylgeranylation; intracellular protein transport. The record is from RefSeq and is a predicted model, not a curated record. Gene Ontology annotation, molecular function: GDP-dissociation inhibitor activity. NCBI's taxonomy places the organism in Eukaryota, Metazoa, Arthropoda, Insecta, Hymenoptera, Figitidae.
AGUAGUGACAGUUCUCUUUCUCCACGAAGUGGGAGAGGCUUUUGUUCCCGACUAAAAUUUUAAUGUGAAAAUUAUUACUUUUUCCCUUUUAUUUUCCAUAUGAAAAAUGAACUAAAAAUUCCCAAUCAAAAGAAGAAAUUCUCUUAAAUACUUAAAAAAAAAAAGAAUUCAAAAAAAAGUGUGAAGGAAUUUUUUUUUGUUUUUUAUAAUAAAAAAAUUAAAUAAUAAAUAAAAAUCAAUUGCAAAUCAUGGAGGACGAUCUGCCAACUGAAUACGACGUGAUUGUCGUUGGAACAGGAAUGACUGAGUCCAUUAUUGCCGCAGCUGCCAGUCGAAUUGGCAAAAAAGUCCUCCACCUUGACAGUAACGAAUAUUACGGAGGUUUAUGGGCGACCUUUAAUUUCGACGGUCUUCAAAAAUGGAUAGAGGAUUUGAAAGGCAAUAAAACUGAAAGCAAGGAGAGCGAUCCUAAUGUUGAGGGUGGAGAAAAUUUUUUAAAAGCCAGUAAUCAAUAUUCAACCGUCGAAAAUAUUGAGGAGACUUGGUAUAUUGUCAAUGAUGCGGAUCUUCCGGAACGAUCAUCGAAAGAUACGCAGACCGAGGGUUCAGGCGAUGCUCCAGCGGAUGGCGAUGAGAAAUGUGACGAGGACAAAGCCGAGAAGAAGGAAAUCGUUAAACACUGGAGUACGGAUAGAAUUAAAAAAGAGUAUCGUAGAUUUAACAUCGAUUUGGCACCAAAGUUACUUUACGCUCGUGGGGAACUCGUGGAAUUAUUAAUAUCGAGUAACAUUGCCCGAUAUGCGGAAUUCCGAGCAGUUUCAAGAGUCGCGACAUUCAUGGAGAGUAAACUCGUCCAGGUGCCGUGUUCAAGGGCCGAUGUGUUUGCGAACAAAACCGUGAGCGUCAUCGAGAAACGAAUGUUGAUGCAAUUAUUGACAUCAUGCAUGGAACAAGGAGCCGACAGUCCUGAAUUCGAUGGUUAUCGUGACAAAACGUUCAUAGAGUACCUUAAUACGAAAAAUUUAACGCCAAUUGUCAAGCACUAUGUAAUGCAGGCAAUUGCGAUGGCGACUGAUAAGACAUCGUGCAGAGAUGGUGUUAAUCGUACGAAACAUUUUCUCAAUAGUCUCGGAAGAUACGGAAAUACUCCAUUCUUAUGGCCAAUGUAUGGAAGCGGAGAACUACCACAGUGCUUCUGCAGACUGUGCGCAGUUUUCGGCGGCGUUUACUGUCUAAAAAGACAAUUGGACGGCCUCGUUGUCAAUGAGGAUAAAUGCAAAGCAAUAGUCACCGGAAAACAACGACUGGCACUCGAGCACUUGGUCGUUGGACAGGGGCAUUUACCACCGGAAAUUGUGGCCUCAUGUGGUGAACAACAAAUUUCACGGGGAAUUUUCAUCACUGACAAAUCAAUAAUGCAAGGCGAUAAGGAAAAUUUAACAUUACUUUAUUAUCCACCGGAGGAAACGGGACAAGAAGCGGUGACAUUAAUUGAAUUAGGACCAUCGACAAAUGCCUGCCCUCAAGGACUUUUCAUGCUGCACAUGACUUGCAAGCGAACGAAGACGGCAAAGGAGGACCUCGAAUAUGUUGUCAAGAAGUUCCUCAAUGUCGGAGCCGUUGAACCUUAUGUUAGCCGCAGUCCCACGGAUUCGCACACGCAAACCGUUUCUCCCGAUAAGCAACAUCUUCCGGAGGGAGAAAAAGAAGCGAAAGACAUUGAGGAUUUAAAACCACAUACAUUGUGGUCACUUUAUUUAAAUUUACCAGCUUCGGAUAUAAAAUUAAGUAAUUCUGCUCCGAGUAAUGUUCAUUUUUGCUCGGGACCCGAUUUGGAUUUGGAUUUCGAUUUUGCAGUGAAUCAAGCAAAGGAAAUUUUUAUGGCAAUGUACCCGAGCGAAGAUUUUCUCCCGCGUGCUCCCGAUCCAGAGGAAAUUGUCCUCGAGGGCGAUGAGACGCCGGGUCCAAAAUUCGAAGGCGACGAAAAGCAAGACGUCGAAAAAGCGGAAAAAGAGGAAUAAAAGACAGCGCAAUUUUAUUAAGGCUUUUUAAAAUUUUUGAAAUAAGAAAUAACGAAAAAAAAGAAAAACGUACCUUUCUCGUGCUGAGAAAGUCACGAAAAUGCUCGAAACUUUUUCUUUUCAAGCUUCACUUCAAAACGUUCCGAAUUUUAGAAGCUUUUCGACUUACUCGAUAGUUCAACGAUACGUCUCAUAUUCUUAAUCUUAAACUACUAGAUGUACUAUUAUUAAUAUUAUUACUACUGUCAUUUUUAUUAUUAUUAUUAUUAUAUUAUUAUUUUUUUUUAUUAUUAUUAUUAUUAUUAUAUUUUUAUUAUCAUUAUUUUCAUUAUCUUCUCUAU